AUGAUUUUUGUCCUGAUUGCUGCAACUACCACUAUAUUGUUGACUUGGUCCCCCUUGCUUCUUCCUGUUACAACGACAGCGGCCAUGUAUCCCCCGAGUCCUCCGCUAGGGUCUCUCCGCCUUGCCAACAUCUCUGACCUUCCUCGCAUUGCUGUGGUAGCGACAGCCGGCUUCUACUAUUCACCAGUCUUUGGUUGGGAGCGUCCUUGUCACCGCAAUUUCCCCCAAGACACCUACCGUUCGUACCAGAGCAUGUUUGCCGAAGCCAUUCGAGAUCCAGAGUACAUCGCUCUUGUUGCCGAAGACAAGUAUGAGGUCGACGAGAGUGAACGCACGCAGGCCAUCAUCGAGCCCGGCGACGACUACACUGUUCCAGAGCCAGGGUCAAAAGUGAUCGUGGGCGUGGCGACUUGGAAGCUGGAGCCUGGGUCCGCUCACAAAGGGCAGUACAUGGACACAGAUGACGACAAGUCACCGAACAAACCUAUCUUUGAUGGCGGUCAAGGUCGGGACAAGAGCCCCUACCAUGCGAAGCUGCUGGACGACAAGUGCGAGGCGGCAGAAGAGAAGUAUUUUGAGGGACAUCAGCUGGUUGACAUGCUUGUGGUUCACCCUGCCUCCUGGCGCCGUGGUCAUGGGACAGCUCUGCUGAAUUGGGGCAUGGAACUGGGGAGUUUGGAUCUCGUCAAGCAAGGAGUCAUUGCCGCCGACAUGGGAGAAAAGCUAUACCUGUCAAAAGGCUACAAGAAGCUUGACAAUGUCAUUGUCACCGAUGAAAAUGAUGCGGAAAAAGGUGUGAAGGUUGGGAUUCUGGAAUUUGUCCCCAGUAAAUCAACACCGGAAUUGUAG
Molecule: messenger RNA, 849 nt
Organism: Cladophialophora immunda
Lineage: Eukaryota; Fungi; Ascomycota; Eurotiomycetes; Chaetothyriales; Herpotrichiellaceae
Exons: 2
Coding region: 1-849 (282 amino acids)
Source: RefSeq, a predicted model, not a curated record